Molecule: messenger RNA, 1391 nt
Organism: Melampsora larici-populina 98AG31
Lineage: Eukaryota; Fungi; Basidiomycota; Pucciniomycetes; Pucciniales; Melampsoraceae
Exons: 3
Coding region: 57-1391 (444 amino acids)
Biological process (GO): protein import into peroxisome matrix, docking
Cellular component (GO): peroxisome; peroxisomal membrane; peroxisomal importomer complex
Molecular function (GO): protein binding
Source: RefSeq, a predicted model, not a curated record
CUCUUCACUAUCAUCAUCAUUCUCAUAAACUUAUCUUCUCUCAACUUUCAUCUCAAAUGGUUCUCGCUCCACCAAAACCUUGGGAACGUAGCAAUCAAACCAACCUUAGCUCUUCUACUUCUCUACCAAACGAUCAUCCUCCUAUCACUUCUUCAAAUCAAACUUGUCCUAUCUCGAAUUCUAAGAUGACUGGUUCAACAACUGCAACUACAACUACGACUACCACACCUGAACUUCCUCCAAGACCAACAAACAUGAUCAAUUCCACUGGUUCGCUUAUUCCUAAUGAUGGUUUAUCUGGUCUCAAUUCAGCUUAUGGAGCAAACUAUGCUGGUGCAAGCCCUUACGGCUCACGAUUCGGAGGAUACGGUCUCAACUCUGGUUACGGAGGCUACGGUGGUUACUCUCGAAUGGGUGGAUUAGGCUCUUAUGGUGGUUACAGUGGCUAUGGCGGAAUAGGAGGGAUGGGGGGAAUGGGAGGAAUGACAGGUGGAGGUUACGGAGGAUAUAUGGGAGGAAUGGGAGACCCCACUUCAAUGUAUCAAUCUAAUCCGAUGGAUCCUAACAAUGGAUUUCAAACUAAUCCAUCAUUAACUCAAACUUUAACUAAUUCAACUCAAUCUACAUUUCAACUAUUACAAUCUUUAGUGAUGACUUUUUCAGGAUUUUCUCAAUUACUCGAAUCUACCUUUAUGAUGACUCAUUCUAGUUUUUUUACUUUUAUUCAACUUAUCGAUCAAUUUAAUUUUUUUAAAUUUUCGAUUGGUAAGAUUUUAAGUUUAUUUGAUAUAAUCAAAUGGACGAAAAAAGCUAUCGGAGGAAGAGGUACGGAUGAAGGUCAAUCAUGGGGUGAUAGUUUUAAAAGUUUUGAUCCGAGAAAAGAUUCGAAGGCACUUAAUCCUCAUCCAAACAACACUCCUAAACCAUCACGAAAACCGAUUGUGAUCUUCUUCUUAACGAUCUUUGGAAUCCCAUACUUGAUGAACAAAUUAAUCAAAGUGAUUUCCAAACGACAAGAAACACAAGACUCUUUGAAAUCUCAAAGCUCAUUGGUUUCCAUUGAUCCAAACCAACUUACCUUUGUUAAAUCGAUUCAUCCCUAUCAUUCAAAUCAACCUGAAGAAUUAAAUUUUAAUCAAUCUGAAAUCAUCGCAGUGAUCUCUCCAAUCACUCAAGAAGAAAGAGAAAAGUUUGGUUGGUGGAGAGGUAGACUUAGGAAUGGGAAAAUGGGUUGGUUUCCCAAGAAUUAUGUUGAAGUGAUUUCAAGUUCAAUCGUUUCUUCUAAUCAAAAUCAAAAUCAAAAUCAACCUUCUCAAAAAUUACAAGUCAUUUUGGACGAAGAAGCUGAUCGUGCUAAACAACUCAAUAAUCCAAUCACUCCCAACUAUUGA